AUUGGGUUCAAUACUAUAAACAACUUUAUAUUAUCACCUCACUUAAUCCAAAUCUUUCAAAAAUUCCACAUAAUUUGUGGCAUGCGGCACUAUAUAGUACAAAUUGUGCUGAAGCAGCACAUGCUAUAAGCAAUC
Messenger RNA from Racocetra persica, 135 nucleotides. The record is from the annotation of a GenBank genome assembly. Lineage: Eukaryota; Fungi; Glomeromycota; Glomeromycetes; Diversisporales; Gigasporaceae.